UUCGCAAGUGGGUCAAUUUGUGACGCCCAAUCCUUUUCUGAGACACUCAUAAAACCCACGCACUCCAUUUUCAAAACCCUAGAACACCUUGCCGCAGUUCUUCUCUCCACUCUCUCUCCUAGGGUUUAUCAGUUCGAGCAUCAAUGGCGCCUCCUGCUAAAGAUGGAAAGAAGGCUGAUCCCAAGGCUCAGGCCUUGAAAGCUGCCAAGGCUGUUAAAUCAGGUUCAUCAACCUUGAAGAAGAAAGCCAAGAAGAUUAGGACCAAGGUUACUUUCCACAGGCCAAAAACAUUGAAGAAGGACAGAAACCCCAAGUAUCCUCGCAUCAGUGCUCCUCCAAGGAAUAAGUUGGACCACUACCAGAUCCUUAAGUUUCCAUUGACCACUGAGUCUGCAAUGAAGAAGAUUGAAGACAACAACACUUUGGUCUUUAUUGUUGAUCUUCGUGCCGAUAAGAAGAAGAUUAAGGAUGCCGUCAAGAAGAUGUAUGAUAUCCAGGCCAAGAAAGUCAAUACCUUGAUUAGGCCCGAUGGCACCAAGAAGGCAUACGUCCGCUUGACACCGGACUAUGAUGCGUUAGAUGUGGCAAACAAGAUCGGAAUCAUAUAAGCCUGCAUUUUCUUCUUUUAGGUCUCAAGUGGACUCAUUACUUGUGGCAAUUUUGUUAGGGACAUCAAUUUCUAUUUAAAGCUCAGAUCUUAUGUGAUUUCUUGAACACCCUUAUAUGGUUAGUUGUAUGCUCUUUCAGUCGUAGUAAUUAAUGGCGCGUUUGCAAUGUUUA
Molecule: messenger RNA, 780 nt
Organism: Beta vulgaris subsp. vulgaris (sugar beet)
Lineage: Eukaryota; Viridiplantae; Streptophyta; Magnoliopsida; Caryophyllales; Amaranthaceae
Product: 60S ribosomal protein L23A
Exons: 4
Coding region: 144-608 (154 amino acids)
Biological process (GO): ribosomal large subunit assembly; translation
Cellular component (GO): ribosome; cytosolic large ribosomal subunit
Molecular function (GO): rRNA binding; structural constituent of ribosome
Source: RefSeq, a predicted model, not a curated record